AUGGCAUUUAAAUUAAUCGCUUUGAUGGUGGUGACGGCGUGCAUUGCCUUGCAGACACAGGCAGCCUCUACUAAGAAGCCUAAGGAACAUGUGGCAGCUGUAUAUGUCAAAGAUGGCAGCAGUGGCGAGUUGAGGUUUUUGGGUGGCGGUCUGGGAAAUUCUCAAAUCAAUCAAUAUAUCACCAAUAAGCAGGAUCUGUUGGAACAAUUGCGACCAACUUUGGGUACAGGUGGUACUGGUGGUACCGGUGGUGGUAUAACAGGUAGCGGUGAUAUGACUGGUACCGGUGGCGUUAUAACUGGUACAGUUCCAACUGGCACUCUUCCUGAUACUGAUAUUUUACAACAAGUUGUGGCUCAAGCUGCUUUGCAACAACGUCGCGGUCCCAAUCGUCGUCGGACACCAAACCGUCGUGUUGUUAAUCGCCGUCGUCCUGCUAGACGUGGUGGUGUUAAACUCAAUGGCAACAAACAAGCUCAAAUUUAUGUUAUACGCCAAAGAGCUUAA
This is a messenger RNA of Calliphora vicina (urban bluebottle blowfly), 507 nucleotides long. RefSeq lists its product as uncharacterized. The coding region runs from base 1 to 507 and encodes 168 amino acids. The record is from RefSeq and is a predicted model, not a curated record. The transcript has 2 exons. Lineage: Eukaryota; Metazoa; Arthropoda; Insecta; Diptera; Calliphoridae.